UCGAACAAGCAACAUCGCAAGCAAAACUCUUGAGAAAACUCUAAUUUGCAUAGGCAAAAAUCAACAAAUAUCCACCAAAAAUGCCGCGUUACCAGAAACUCAUCAACGAAAGCGACAACAUGCCAUCGGCAACAUCGCAACCAAAGCAACACUGCUACCAAAAGCAGCAGCAACAUCCACCCAAUGUGGGAUACCACCUGUACCUGUACCGCCAGCAACUAUCCCGCAAAAAUGUGGAGUACAUGCGACUGUCCAAGGCCAAAUACGUCAUCACGGAUACACUUCUGACCAAAACAGUGCGCAACUUGAAAGGCUGCAGCGUCGAGGACUUGAAAACCGUCAACAACCAAAUCGUUUUCCGGCACAAACUCAAAAACCAGAUCCUACGGCUGCGAAAGCUGAAGAGUCUCGGAAUCAAAAACGCCAAUCCCCAAAUGGAGAGCACGGAGCUGUGA
Molecule: messenger RNA, 455 nt
Organism: Drosophila bipectinata
Lineage: Eukaryota; Metazoa; Arthropoda; Insecta; Diptera; Drosophilidae
Source: RefSeq, a predicted model, not a curated record